Jaculus jaculus (lesser Egyptian jerboa) is the source of this 596-nucleotide messenger RNA. RefSeq names its product SEC61 translocon subunit beta (gene Sec61b). Gene Ontology annotation, biological process: intracellular protein transport. The transcript is spliced from 4 exons. Lineage: Eukaryota; Metazoa; Chordata; Mammalia; Rodentia; Dipodidae. Gene Ontology annotation, cellular component: Sec61 translocon complex. Bases 135 to 425 code for a protein of 96 amino acids. The record is from RefSeq and is a predicted model, not a curated record.
GUGGGACUCGGCGAAGACCCUGCCUGCUGGCCGGGGGCGGGGCCUGAGCCAGGCUCUCUUUCCGCGGGUCCGGCGGGUGUUCUGCGAGUUUCGCCGCUGUUCCUUUCCUCGCCGGCUACCCUCGAGCGUCCAGCAUGCCGGGUCCAACCCCCAGUGGCACUAACGUGGGCUCCUCUGGGCGCUCUCCCAGCAAAGCCGUAGCCGCGCGGGCGGCGGGAUCCACUGUCCGGCAGAGGAAAAAUGCCAGCUGUGGAACAAGGAGCGCAGGCCGUACAACCUCGGCAGGCACUGGGGGAAUGUGGCGAUUCUAUACCGAAGAUUCCCCAGGGCUGAAAGUUGGCCCUGUUCCAGUAUUGGUUAUGAGUCUUCUGUUCAUCGCUUCUGUAUUUAUGUUGCACAUUUGGGGCAAGUACACGCGUUCGUAGAUUCGGCUACAUCCAUCUGUCAACUGAAGAAGAAGGAAAAAACCCAACAUAUCUUGGACCAAAAGUACAGUGAUUUUUUUCUGUUCACACUUAUUUUCCAGGGAGUUUAGUAAGAAUUGACUUUGAGGAAUCAGUUUUUUUCUAUGACAAAUAAACUUUUAAAUUGAUUUA